Rodentolepis nana is the source of this 105-nucleotide messenger RNA. Lineage: Eukaryota; Metazoa; Platyhelminthes; Cestoda; Cyclophyllidea; Hymenolepididae. The record is from the annotation of a GenBank genome assembly.
AUGCGGAUGUGGCUCAAAUUGUUUGAGAAUUUCCAUCUCUCUGACGAGAUCUGCAAGCUCUUGCUCAUUGAAGUUAUCUACAAAAUGAAACAAAGUUAUUUCUGA